This is a messenger RNA of Aphanomyces astaci, 8016 nucleotides long. RefSeq lists its product as hypothetical. The annotation marks the transcript as partial. The record is from RefSeq and is a predicted model, not a curated record. Lineage: Eukaryota; Oomycota; Saprolegniomycetes; Saprolegniales; Verrucalvaceae. The transcript has 6 exons.
AUGACCCUGACAAUCGCAGUCGGCACUCGCGUCGAUGGUUUGUACGACGGGGGGGACGUGUGGUUUCCAGGAGUUGUGGACGGAAUGACCGACGAUUCCUCGUUUUUUGCCAUCCAGUAUGACGACGGCGAGCGCGAAGAAGCGGUGCCUAGGUCCCUACUUCGCCUGCACGAGCCAGGGACGUUUUCCGUCGGGUCGCGCGUGUUAGCACGGUACAACGGCGGCGACGACUACUACGGUGGCGUCAUCGCAGAUAUCAACUUGGACGGCCAAACGUAUGCGAUAUCAUACGACGACGGCGAGUACCAAGACGCCGUGCCUUUUGCGUUAAUUGUGGACGAAGGGGCACCAAUCGAGACAGAAAUUGUUUCGUCUGCGCCGAUCGAGCCGGAAAUUGCUCCACAACGUCAACUGGACGAACAACAGCGUGCACCCAACGAUGUGCAACAACGGAUGGACGAGCGUAGCCCAACACCACCCUCUGUGGUAGCCCCCUACGAGUCACCUUCAACUGGACAAUCCGAAGUUUCUCUCCCAUCGCAACCCGACAAAUACGAUGCCAGCGGCGCCAGCAUCGUGGACGACGGAAUCGGAUACAGAAUGAAGCUGAGUCGAAACAUCAUUACAGACGAAGGUGUAGUAGACCCAGGAAAACCGGUGAAUGAGUUGCCGUCGAUCAACACCGUCUUAGCGGAUCAAAUCGCGGAAGGUUGUGACGACAAUGCAAGCCCGUCGGAACCAGUCGACAACGUCGAUCUACCGGUAGUGAAGAUAGUGUCAAGACCGUCAUCCCGGCGAGCGCAAUAUACGGACGAAGAAGGCGCACAAGUCGACUUCAUCCAGCGCGCGCCGUCAAUCGGCCGAGAAACGCUCCAAAAACAACCAUCGUCAUCCCAAACACUUUCAAGUGAGUACCAACCACUACGCUUAGUGUCUCCACCGGAAAGUCAAUUGACUGUUGCCGACGCUCCCAUCGCACAUGAGCUCAAUAAGUUGCCUACUCCCGACGCGGCACCCUCGCCGUCCAUUAUCAUCAUCGCCCCGCCACCCCGGGAAAGGAACCCGUCGCCGAUGCCACAGCCACCCUCGAACCCGCCGCGCGUGGUUCGACCAGUGAGUGGUGGCGCCGAUUCCGCAUCCGGAAUGGCCGACGAAGCAUUUUCUAGUGUGCUGACCCACCAACAAGAAAUCCAGACAAUUCUCAACACCAUCCGUGAGCCAGUGGUGGACAGCGACUCGAUGGUUGUCGUGAAAAACGCCCUCGCCCAACUCCUGCAACAACUGCGCAUAGCCCCGCACGUGACUGUCGACUGCUGCCGCGAGCAUCACGGAGAGUCCGUUCUCAUCAUGUGUGUCGACGCGAAUGCCGGCUACUCUAUUCUCGUGUGCUUCAUAUUUGUCAUUAUUCGACGCAUGUGCUCAGUGUCCGAAGCCUCGUUUUUGAAAUUCAUCGACUUGGCCGUUUUGGACGCCGUGGCGGCUGUGAUGACCCGGUUUCCCCACGACGCAGUGCUACAGGCAUCGGCAUGUGGAGUGUUGGCAACGUUUGCCCAAUCGUCUGGCAUUGAACCCAUGUUGGACAACCAAGUUGCCACCUUGAUUGUACACGUGCUCCACGAACAUCAAUCCCUCAACCAUUAUUCCAGACAAGUGCACUUUUACGCUUGUGAAGUGCUGGCCAAACUGUGCGACGGCGGCGACCCCCGCGUGCUUCGACUCAUGACAGCAGAACACCCCGAGUACCACUCCCCUGUGCAUUUGUUUGUGAGUUUGCUUCGCCAAGGCCAUCAAUAUGAAGACCAAAAGGUCGCGUGUGCCGCAUGCACUCUUGUCCUCUGUUUGGCAGCCCGAGAUCGCAAAAGUGCCAACAUACUGCGCUCCAUUGGUGCGCUCGCGGAUGUGUCUACAAUCAUGGCUAAAUUCCCCCACGACAACGGCAUUGCCUCGUAUUCCAAGUCGGCAACAAGAGAGAUUGCACUGUCAAGCAUGAAGCAUGGCACUACAACCAAAGUCCAACAAACUGCCAAGGGAAUCUUGAGAAAAGACGAUUUGCGACUGCGAGGAGAAUUGUUUGACGACCACCAACGAAAUCCUGCCAAGCCCCCACCAAAACCCAAGCCUCGGACCAGUCGUAAACCAUCCAAGGCGACAACGACUCACCAUAGUCUGUCCACGGAUGGUGGAGACGACUUUACACCGACGAAAUCGAGGCUGUUUUCGAGGAAUACCAUGGCGCCGGCCCCGCAACUGACACACAACGUGGCCGACAGCCUCACGAAAAUCCAGCAGUACUCGAUCAACAAGCCCUCCACGGCGUUCGAGUUUUCGUCGUUGGCUAUGCCUACGUCGGUGAAAAAACCUCCGAAGACACCAGACAAUUCCGCUUUGCCUGUCACCAAACACACGUUCACUCCAUUUGAGGAGAAACUCGAGCGCCGGAUGAUCCAAGCCACGCUUUGCAAGCUCAUUCCCGCCCCGUCCCCCACUGUGUCGACCAAAGACCGCGAGGACAUAUUGCUGCGGACGUAUGGCGUCCCCAAGCUUCGCCACAUUGAUCGCAUUAAGGGCCUUCCAAGCGUCGCAGCGGCUACAUCCGUCACAGCCCGACCGUCAGCGUAUGAGUCGGCUGCAGCUCCCUCAUCAAGAGGAUCCGCUACGGGACGAGGAGUCAGCAGCGCAAAGUCCGUCGUAGCGGUGCGCCCGCCGACGAUUCCACGAAAGGCCGCCAAGCAACAGCAACCACAAGGAGUAGUUCCUCGGCCGCCGUCCAAGCCGGGGAGUAACACCCCAAAGAAACCCGGCCCGGCCACCUCCAUCAAAGCUCCGCCACCUCGAGCCACCUCGACAAUCAAAGUCGUCAAGCAAAAUCUGUCCAAGACCAGCACGUUGGCAAUUCCAGCAAUGCAAAUUCCAGCAAUGCAACACCCGUCGAAUUUGUCACAAUUGGCAACGCAAUUGUUUCAUUCGGUGGACGGCGAUGAGCUGUUGACCGACAAGCCAGUUGUCGAAGCCCGACUUAGCUUUUCCGACAAGUUGCACGAAAUGAUCAAAAAGGCCGAAGUCGCCCUCUGUCGCCCCCCCAGUGCUCAGAGCCAUGCCAAUGGCGACAGAAGGAAUGACAUACCCUUAAUGGCAAAAGUUGAUGCCUGUCAGCCCCCAUCUGUUCGACCACUUGAGAAUGAUGAUGGAAGCGAAGAAAAAGUCACGAAGUGCGACAACGACCAUUAUACGCCUUCCAGAAGUCAGGCCCCUGACACUGAUGGUGGGAGUGACGAAACGAUCCAGAAGGCUCCCCAAGUUGAAGCCGAUCAGCCUCCCACUUUGGAGGCCACUCACAGUGAUGGAAUUCUCAAGGAGGCCGAAGUUGGAGUCUAUCAGCCUUGCAGUGCACGAUCCCUUGAGUCUGGGGAAGGCAGUGAAGGAAUCAGCAAGCAGGCCGAAGAUGACAGCUCGCAGAUGUCCUCUGGUCGGGCCCUCGACAUUGGUGAUGGAAGUGAUCACACGAUCACAAAGAUAGAUGGCGAAGUAUGCUGCCCUCCUUCUGUUCCGAACAUUGGCGGUGGCGAUGAUGUUGUCAAUGACACGACCAACAAGUCGGACGAAGAACUCAAGACACAUCUGAGUGGUCGGUCCCUUGAAAGUGGCGAUGGAAGCGACGGAAUCUGUCAGCCUUUAAGUGAUCCAGACAUUGACAUUGGUUACGGAAGUGAUGAAGAUUUUGAAAGUGACGAUGAUAGUGACCAAGUGAUCAAGAACGACGACGUCCAACUCCCCGCAAUGGGAGACCUUCACUGUGACGAACCAAUCAUUAAAGCCGACCAUGCGCUCAGUCCUCCACCGUCUGUUCGAGAUGAUGUAAAUUGCAAAACGACCGCCAAGUCAGACGAACUCAGUCGUGUCCCAUCUGGCCGAGAAGUUGACGGCGACAACGCAACCACUAAUGCAGAUGAAUUCAGUCGUCCCCCCUCCAGUCGAGCCCUUGGCAGCGAAGAGACAACGACCAAUGUAGACGAAAUCAGUCAUCCUCCGACUGAUCCAGACAUUGACGGCGGCGACAUUACCAUCAACGCAGACGAAGUCAGUCGUCCUCCCACAGAGCGAGUCCUUGACAGUGGUGAAGCGAUCAUCAUGGCCGACGAGCUCACUAGCCCUCCGUCAGUUAGAGGGGUCGACGGUGACAACGCAACUACUAAGGCAGACGAACUCAGUUGCCCCCCCUCCAGUCGAACCCUUGACAGUGAAGAGACAAUGACCUACGUAGGCGAAAUCAGUCACCUCUCGACUAAUCUCAACCCCUUUGAUCGCGGCAUCUCGACGACCAAUGGAGUUGAAGUCAUUCGACCUCCGGCUGUCCGAGAGGGUGAUAGUGACGAACAAAUCACCAGGGCAAAAGAACUUAGUCGGCCCUCCUCUAGUCGAUUCCUUGACAGCGUUGAAACGACCUCUAAGACUGAAGACGAGCUUAGGCGUCCCUCUACUGGUCGUGGUGUUGGCGACGACAGGACUACCACGGCCGACGAGCUCAGUCGUCCUCCAACUCCCCGAGAGACUGAAAGCGACGACACGACCACAAAGGCCCCUGCGGGGGAACUCCGAAUUCGGGCUGUUCAAGACAUUGAGUGCGACGAAACCAUCACCAAAGCAGACGAAAUCAGUCGUCUCCUCUCCAGUAGAGACGUUUACUGUGGUGACACGACCGCCAAGGAUGAAGUCGAACUCAGCCGACCUCCAUCUCGCCAACUUGAACUCAUUCGUUUCCCCUCCAGUCAAGCCCUGGACAGUGAUGACACGACUAUCCAGCCAGACGAAUUCAGUCGUCCUUUGUCUGAACGACUUGACGGCAACGACAUAACCACGGAGGCUGUGGACCGCAGUCACCCCCCCUCUGUUCAAGACCUUGACAGUGAUGACAUUAGCACUAAAACGACAAACACGGCGGAAAAUGAACUCUCUCCACUGGCCGGUGCUCUGACCCAUGCCUUUGGUUCUGGAGGCGAUGAAAGUUUUGAGAGUAAUGGCGGAAGCGAAGAAAUGAUCGAAAAGGCUCGAGACGAAAGCUGUAGCCCCCCAUCUGCUCUGGACCUUGACGGUGACGACACGACCGCAAAGGCAUACACACUCAGUCGCCCCCUCUCUGAUCGAGAGGUUGAUACCGGCGAAAACAUCAUCAAUGUAGAUGAUUUCAGCGGUCUUCCGUCUGUCCGACAGUUUGACAGUGUUGAAACGACCUCCAAGACGGAAAACGAACUCAGUCGCCCCCCCUCCAGCCAGUACCUUGAUGGUAACGACACUACUACCCAAGCAGAUAACCUCAGUUGCCCUCCGAUUGUCCGUGACGUUAAUGGUGACGACGCGACCACCAAGGCCACUACGAGGGAACUCAUCAGUCCUCUGCCUGUUCGAGACCUUGGAAGCGACGAAACCAACACCAAGGCAGACGAACCCAAGCACCUCCCCUCCAGUCGAGACCUUGAUGGCGACGACUGCACCACCAAGCCAGACGAACUCAGUCGUCCCUCCUCUGGUCGGGCCAUGGACAGUUGUGAAGCGACCGCAAAGUCUGCAGGAUGUGACCGAGACCUUGGUGGCGACGGCAUAACUAUCGAGACAAACGAACUCAGUCGGCCUCCGUCUGUUCAGGGCCUUGACUGCGACGUAACGUCAAUCAAGGUAGACGAACUGCACCCUCCUUCCAGAGUGCUUGCCAGUUGUGAGGGGAGUGUCGGAAGCGCUGCUACGACCGACAAUACUGAGGACGAACUCAAUAGACCUGUCUCUGGUCGAGCCCCUAACAGUGAAAUCGGAAGGGACGAAAUUCUCAAGAAGUUCGACGAGGAAGUCGUUCAGCCUUACAGUGCACGAUCCCUUGUUAGUGGUGAAGGCAGUGAAGGAAACUUCCAUGAGGUCGAAAGUGAAAGCUCACAGCGUCCUUCAGGUCACAUCCUUGCCAUUGGAGAUGGAAGUGAUCUCACGAUCACGAAGGCCGACGAUGAACGCAAUUCACCUCUGAGUGAUCGAUCUCUUAAAAGUAGCGAUGGAAGCAGCGAUGGAAUGUCCAGAAAGGCCGAAGUCGAACGCUAUCCACCUCCCGGAGACAUUGGUUAUGGAAGCAACGAAGCCUUUCAAAGGGACGACGAGAGUGGCGAAGUGAUCCUGAAGGACAACGACGAACUCCCCGCUGUGGGAGAUUUUGAAAGAGGCGAACCAAUCAACAAGUCCGACCAUCAUUUCAGCCCUCCGUUUGUCCGAGAGAUUAACCGCGACAACACGACCAUUAAGUCAACCCUUGACGGCGACGACAAGACCACUAAAGCUGACGACCUCAGUUGUCCGCUGUCUGGCCAAGAGGUUGACAGCGACGGCAUGACGACAAAGGCAGACGAGCUCAGUCGCCCCCCAUCCAGUCGAGCCCUUAACAGUGGAGAAAUAACCACAACGACAGACGAAAUCAGUCGUCCCCACACUAAUCCAGACCUUGACAGCGAUCACGUUACCAUCAAUGCAGACGAAAUCAGUCGUCCUGAGUCUGAGCGAGCCCUUGACAAUGGUGAAACAAUCACCAUGGCCGACGAGCCCAAUAGUCCUCCGUCAGCUGGACAAAUUGACGGCGACAACGCGACAACAAAAGCAGGUGAAAUCUGUCGCCGCCCGAGCAAAGAGCUACACAGCGACGAAGCCAACACCAAGACCGACGAAUUCAGUCGUCCUUCCUCCAGUCGAUACCUUGACAGCGAAGAAGCAACGACCAAGGUUGACGAAAUUAGUCGCCCCCUAACUGAUCUAGACAUUAACGACGACAACUCAACGAUCAAGGCAAACGAACUCAGUCAUCGUGCGUCUGAACGAGAGGUUGACGGCGACGACACGACAUCUAAGGCAGACGAAACCUUUCGACCUGCGACUGUCCGAGAUGUGGACAGUGAAGCAACAACGACCAAGACAGACGAACUCAGUUGCCCGCCCUUUGUUCAAGCGCUCGACAGUUGUGAUGGAAGUGUUGGAAUUGGCGAAAUGACCAUCAUGACCGAGGAUGAACUGUAUCGACCUCAUGCUGUUUCCACACUUGAUAAAACGCCCAAGAAACCCGACACUGAACACUAUGCUCCUCCCAGUGCUGGCAGUGCAUAUGGAAGUGACGGUGAUUUCGAAAGUGACGAUGGAAGCGACGAAACGACCAACGAGGUCGAAGACAAACUUUAUCGUCCUUCCUCCGUUCGAAACCUUGUGAAGGAAGAUACGACCACUGAGGCAGUCGAUGCCAGUCAUCCUCCCACAGCUCCAGAUCUUGAUAAUGACGACACCACAACCAAGUCCAACCAACUAAGCCUUGCUCUGACUGAAUCAUACCUUGACCGCGACAGCUCGACGACCCAGGCGGACGAAAUCAGGCGCCCUCCGUCUGUCCGAGUGGUUGACGGCGAUGACACGUCCACCAAUGCGGACGAAAUCAGUCGUCGCCCACCGUCCAGUCGAACCAUUAACGUCCAUGACACGACCACCAAGGCAGAACAACUCAGUCGACCUCCGUCGGAUCGAGAGCUAGCCAGCGACGACACCAUCACCGAGGCAUCUGAUCCCCCCUCGAGUCCAGUCCUUGACAUUAGUGAAACGGCCACUACGACUGCAGACGAAAUCAGUCACCGCUCCACUGUUCGUGCUCUGGACGGCGAUGACAUGACCACCAAAGCAGAACAACCCAGUCGACCUCCGUCGGAUCGAGAGCUAGCCAGCGACGACACCAUCACCGAGGCAUCUGAUCCCCCCUCGAGUCCAGUCCUUGACAUUAGUGAAACGGCCACUACGACUGCAGACGAAAUCAGUCACCGCUCCACUGUUCGUGCUCUGGACGGCGAUGACAUGACCACCAAAGCAGAACAACCCAGUCGACCUCCGUCGGAUCGAGAGCUAGCCGGCGACGACGCCAUCACCGAGGCAUCUGAUCCCCCCUCUAGUCCAGCCCUUGACAUUAGUGAAACGACCACUACGACUGCAGACGACAUCUAUCACCCCUCCACU